Molecule: messenger RNA, 204 nt
Organism: Lobosporangium transversale
Lineage: Eukaryota; Fungi; Mortierellomycota; Mortierellomycetes; Mortierellales; Mortierellaceae
Exons: 4
Coding region: 1-204 (67 amino acids)
Source: RefSeq, a predicted model, not a curated record
AUGGUUCUUCAAUACCUUAAACGCUCUGCCGACAAAAACCCUUACAUCUUUGUCAGCUUCGUCAUUGCUGCCAUUGGUCCGGCUCUUGUCGUCGGUGUCCCACCGAUCCGUAAGAGUAUGGGUUAUGUCAGUCCAGCUCGUAUUCCUGAGACUUAUCCAUUGCCUAGGCGUGCUCGCAAUCCCCCAUCUGGAUACGAGGAUUAA